Messenger RNA from Oncorhynchus masou masou (cherry salmon), 4671 nucleotides. RefSeq names its product zinc finger and BTB domain-containing protein 34-like. The transcript has 3 exons. Bases 113 to 1702 code for a protein of 529 amino acids. Gene Ontology annotation, biological process: regulation of transcription by RNA polymerase II. NCBI's taxonomy places the organism in Eukaryota, Metazoa, Chordata, Actinopteri, Salmoniformes, Salmonidae. The record is from RefSeq and is a predicted model, not a curated record. Gene Ontology annotation, molecular function: protein binding; DNA-binding transcription factor activity, RNA polymerase II-specific; RNA polymerase II cis-regulatory region sequence-specific DNA binding.
CUGACACAGCUGGAGUGGGGGGAGGCCUGGCUCAAGUGAAAGCGAGCUACUGGGGGAAAUGGGCGACGUUUGAUUGGGAAAGAGUUUCUCAGCCGCAGCCUGCCUAGCCUAUAUGCCUGUGCUGGAAAUCAAAAAGGCAGCCUACAAACUGGAAAGACCUAUCCAAGAGAUGGACGACGGCAGUGCCUACAUAGAGUUUGACGUGCCAGAGUUCAGCAACACCGUUCUCAACCAACUCAAUGAGUUGCGACUGCAGGGGAAACUAUGUGACAUCAUCGUUCACAUCCAGGGCCAGCCUUUCCGUGCCCACAAGGCCGUGCUGGCGGCCAGCUCACCGUACUUCCGCGACCACUCGGCCCUGGGCACCAUGAGCGGCCUGUCCAUCUCCGUCAUCAAGAACCCUGAGGUGUUUGAGCAGCUGCUGGCCUUCUGCUACACUGGCCACAUGUCCCUGCAGCUCAAGGAUGUCGUCAGCUUCCUCACAGCAGCCAGCUUCCUGCAGAUGCAGGCCGUCAUCGACAAGUGUACCCAGAUCCUGGAGGGCAUCCACUCCAAGAUAAGUAUCCCCUCCAGCGCCACAAGCCCAGACAAGGAGGGCUCCCAGGCCAGCCGCAAUGGUGUCAAAGACAGCAGCCUCUUCAUCAACCCCACACAGAUCUCCCCCCCAUACUACUCCAGGCACAGCAUAGAGGCUCGCUCUGAGCUGGCUGCAGGGAAAGGCCAUGGCAGGGCGCGGUACCAGGAGGAGGGCCAGUCAGAUCGUGGCAGCAGUGACAGUGUGUCAGAGCAGGAGGCAGCCAUGGAGGGAGAGACAGAGCAGGUGGAGCUGAUUGGGAAGGACGGCCAGGUGACAGACGUGCACGUGAAGCUGGAGAAGGCAGAUAGGCCCAGCUACUCGGACAGCUCCUCGGCAGGCGACGAUGGCUACCACACAGAGCUGGUGGAUGGAGAGCAGGUGCUGGCUGUCAGUGUUGGCUCCUAUGGUCCCGUCAUCCAGCCAGCUGGCUACACUUACUCAGGCCUGUCGUCCCCCUGCUUUGUGAGCCUCAGCAGCUCCAGCCCCUCCCGCUCCAUGCUCAGUGGCUUCAGGGGCGGCAGAGCCAGAGCCAAGCGCCCCCCAGUGACCGUCCCAGCAGAGGUCCUGGGUCAUAUCAAACCGGGAAACACUGAGGACAGCAGCGAGGCGGUGUUGGGCCAAGUAGGUUUUGAGAACGAUGUGCGAGAGCGGAGCCUGCGCAGCCAGUGGUACCCCUACAACGAGAGGCUCAUCUGCAUCUACUGCGGCAAGUCCUUCAAUCAGAAGGGCAGCCUGGACCGCCACAUGCGCCUGCACAUGGGAAUCACACCCUUCGUCUGCAAGUUCUGCGGCAAGAAGUACACUCGCAAGGACCAGCUGGAGUACCACAUCCGCGGCCACACGGACAACAAGCCCUUCCACUGCCAGAUUUGUGGCAAGUGCUUCCCCUUCCAGGGGACCCUCAACCAACACCUGAGAAAGAAGCACUUGGGGGCCUCAGAGGGCCCCAACCACAUGGACUCUCCAGAGAGGACGGAGGGCAUCUCUGGUCAGAAAGACCCAGAGGAUGCCUCAGAGGGGAUGGCCUUUGAGACGCAGUAUGCUGAGGAGGCUCCGGCCAACGACAUGGAGGAGAGCUCAAAGUGCAGCCCUGAGGAAGCUGAGGCAUCCAGAUGUGAUUUUUAGGCCCUGGCUCUGGUUGAGGAAGCUUUAAGAUGUUCUUUCAACGUUUAGGAUUUGUUUUGGAACCGGCUCCUUUCAAUGUUGAACCUACUUUGUGCAUCUGUUUUCUGCCUGUCCAUCCAUUUUUGUGAAAGUCAACUGUUGCUUAAUGUAGAAGAGGAGGAGAAAGGGGUACUUUUUAAAAAUAGAUUUCAAAGGGAAGCGGUAUCAACUUGCUAUUGAUAAGGUGCCCUCAAUAAUCAAGGCCUUUUUGUUUUCGCUUUAAAAAAUAUAUGUUUUUAAAACAUAUUUACAGAGUAAUAUAGGCAUGUUGCAAUAAUUGAUAAUGUGAAAGCUCUGAUAAGAUGCUUAUCAUAUCAUGUUUUUACCUGACCUGUUUUUGCACAUGUGGCCAAAGGAGGUCACUUUACUCACAAGGAAUUAUUUUUCUGCCAAGUGCAAAGCUUUGUGUGAAAUAUCCGUUUAAUACCUCAUGAUACAACUACAUACUCAUAACAGACAGUAUUUUAGCUUUUAUGAAACUCCACCGGGUUCUACCUCAUAUCCAAGAACCUACCAAGAACAGAAGUGUUCACCGUUUUAAAAACACACCGUUUUGCUUUAGGGUCUCUGUUUCAUUUGCCAAACUCUAGGCAGAACAUCCUCAGUCCCAACGCUAAGCCUUGAUACUUUAGACUAAUAUUCCUUGCUGAUUGUAUGAACGCUGGACCGUGUCCUUGUCCGUUGUUUCAUGGUCAGACAGGAUGUAAUGUGGGCAAAGAACGAAGGUGCUAUAUUGAUGUGUUUUAAGAAAUAUUAAGUGUGUUUGCAAUGAGCAUGCGCAAGGAGGACAGUGGAUAGAAUACAAUAAUAGAGGAUAAUACAUGACGUAUGUAUAUGCCAAGAUCUAUUUAAGCAAUAAGGCCUGAGGUGGUGUGGUAUAUGGUCAAUAUACCAUGGCUAAGGGCUGUUCUUACGCAUGAUGCUCCGUGGAGUGCCUGGACACAGCCAUUAGCCAUGGUAUGUUGACCAUAUAUCACAAACCCCGAGGAGCCUUAUUGCUAUUAUAAACUCGUUACCAACGUAAAUGGAGCAGUAAAAAUAUUUUUUUCAUACCCGUGGUAUACGGUCUGUAAUACCAUGGCUUUCAGCCAAUGAGAAUUCAGGGCUUGAACCACCCAGUUUAAUUGUUUUUAGAACACACAGGACAAAUUCCUCUUGUCUGUCUCUUUUCACCACUGAAGGUCAGUGCAUUUUUUUUAUAUUCUCUUCUUAAGCAAUAAGGCCCACGGGUGGUGUGGUUUAUAGCCAAUAUUCCAACGCAGAUGGCAUGUUCUUAUGCACGACGCAAAACAGAGUGCCUGCAUACUGCCCUUAGCCAUGGUAUGUUGACCAUAAAUCACAAACCCCCGAAGUGCCUUAUUGCUAUUAUAAACUGGUUAUCAAUGUACUUUGAUCAGUAAAAAUACAUAUUUUGUCACACCUGUGGUAUACGGUCUGAUAUACCACGGCUAUCAGCCAAUCAGCAUUCAGGGCUUGAACCACCCAGUUUAUAAUAUAUUUUAAUCCACAUGGGAUCAAAGAUUUGAUCCUCAUACACAGUGAAGUCAUUUGGAGUGUCUUCCAUUCUCUUGAUGUUUUAGUUUGUUAAUUCUCAACCUGUUUAUGUGAAACUCUUAGUUUAUUUGUGUGAAGAUUAUGCUCAGUGCAGAGUCCCACUCAUUAGCUUGGUACAGCAAGGGCUGUCCUGCCCUGAAUCUGCAUAGAAUCAAUAUGCAAAUAACAACAAAGGAAUAUCAGCCAUCUUGUCACGGCAUUUCUUUAUUCACUCUCCAUUUCAUUAGGACUCAUGUUCUGCUCUCGUCCUCUCAUUCACUGUUUCUGCCCUUCCCUGAUCCGACAUCACUGUUGAGUUGAGGGAAUCAAAUGGGAAACUCAUUGAUGCCUCAUUAGAAAAUAAGCUCUUGAUGGUAUUUUGAGAGAAGCUUGUGAUCCAAAGUAAUGGUGCACUUUUUGUGUUUCAAAUAGAAUCGUCUGAAUGGAGACUUGGUGAUAGUUUUGUUCAUUUUUUUUUAUGUCUUGAAGAUCAAUGGUGACCAUAAAUGUAUUCGGCACUAUGCUACUGCUUUUUAAUAGUCAGGAAUCAAAUUGGAAUUGCUUCGGUCAGUGUAAGCCCUUUUGACAACUGAUGUUGAUAGCUAGCUAUUUCAGUGUUAAUAGGUAAAUAAUCAUUGAAGGCACUGUUGGUCUUGUGAUCUGCUUGUUUCGAGAUUAGCUGGGCGGUCAGGGCCUAGCAGUUGGACAAAUGUCAAUGACCAUAUUUCAAAACGUUAAUUUCGUUAUUCAUAUCGUCAUAACUCACAAAUGCACAUAUGGUGGUGAUGUUUGUCAGUCUUGUAUUGCAUUUCAUGACUAAGCAUUGCAAUGCAGAAUGCAAUGGCAUAGUACAGGCCCAGGGAUUAGCUGAACUGGCUUUCGACUUAUUGUAUGUCGAAAUGCUUCUAACUAUGGUAGUUUUGAGAAAUACAGGAAUAAAUUAUUGCGCCAACAUGCUAGUCCAGAGUAAGCUCUUUUAAAGGCCCAGUGCAGUCAGUGAUUUUCCAUACCUCUUUGCCAAUAACAUAGUUUUCCCUUCCCAUUCAGACCACUCCCAGACAUUCCUAGCAAAAUACUUGCUUGAAAGUUUGUUUGCUAAAAAGCCAUUUGUCCAUUUUUAUACAAAUCUAUUACUUAAUUGUUACCCAUAAAUGAUUUGAUAUUGAUAUAAAAACAGCUGCAUUGGGCCUUUUAAGAUCAGGUGGAAAGCUGAUCCUUAAAGAGCACCUUUUGACAAGUCAUUUUGCCCCCUUAUCCCUCUUCUUGCUGAUUUGCUAUUUCAGCAGUGUGACACUUUCCUUGUAUCCUAUGUACCUUUUUUAGUUUUUACACAUGAUCACAUAACUACAGUAAGCCUUCCAAGGUGGUAGAAGGCUCAAAUAAAAUGUUAAUUGUCA